AUGUCCAUACCUCCUCCAUUCAAUAUGAACUUCACGGACGGUUGGUACCCACCCUACCCUAGCCUACCCCCACCGGUGCAACUCGGAUACCCAACCAUCCUCCCACCACUGCAACCCGAAGACCCAAUCUUCCUAUCAACACUUCAGAACUGGACGUCACAAUCAAGGAUCCAGUCCCCACCAUCAAAAUCCCCAAACCAACCAAGCACAGACCCAGGCUCGGGCACUGUUACCCCAGCACCCAAGACUCACCCCACAGAGCCAACCAACUACGCAGACCUCCUACGGCUAUACCUGACUAUCAAAAAGGAUGUCUCAUUCAAGGUCACUCACCCCAAGCAAGAAAAACCCACAGCUCCGUGGGUCCUCCGCGCGCUGACGAUGCUUGACCACGCCGAGUGCGUGGCUGAAGCUCAUUUGGAUCUUAUAUCGUCGUCGGAUGGGGAGAUUCAGGCUUCACAGGAUCAGCAUAGUAAGAUGAGGGAUUCUGCUCCCUUUGUGUUGGUGGUUGGUUCGGUGAAGAAUAUGAUGAAAGUUAAUCGGCAUGAUGAGGAAGGCGUGAGGAUCUUGCAGGAGAGAGUGAAAGCCCUGGAGAAAUUUACUAUGGACAUGGACGCCUUGUCGCAGUGA
Molecule: messenger RNA, 630 nt
Organism: Aspergillus oryzae RIB40
Lineage: Eukaryota; Fungi; Ascomycota; Eurotiomycetes; Eurotiales; Aspergillaceae
Exons: 1
Coding region: 1-630 (209 amino acids)
Source: RefSeq, a predicted model, not a curated record